Molecule: messenger RNA, 1056 nt
Organism: Penicillium daleae
Lineage: Eukaryota; Fungi; Ascomycota; Eurotiomycetes; Eurotiales; Aspergillaceae
Exons: 4
Biological process (GO): N-acetylneuraminate catabolic process; D-glucosamine catabolic process; N-acetylglucosamine catabolic process
Cellular component (GO): cytoplasm
Molecular function (GO): identical protein binding; glucosamine-6-phosphate deaminase activity
Source: RefSeq, a predicted model, not a curated record
CGUGUCAUCAUUCGCGAGGACCCUCAGGCGGUCUCGGUGUACAUCGCCGAAUACAUCGUUAGUCGCAUCAAGGCUUUCAAGCCAACUGAGAGUCAGCCCUUUGUGCUGGGCCUUCCCACCGGUAGCAGUCCGGAGAUCAUCUACAAGAUCUUGGUCCAGCGCCACCGCGCUGGCGAGAUCUCAUUCAAGAAUGUCGUGACCUUCAACAUGGAUGAAUACGUCGGUCUGCCCCGCGACCACCCCGAGUCAUACCACAGCUUCAUGUACAAGCACUUCUUCUCGCACGUCGACAUCCCACCACAGAACAUCAACAUCCUGGACGGCAAUGCGCCAGACCUGGCCGCCGAAUGUGCCUCAUUCGACGCCCGCAUCGCCCGCUAUGGCGGUAUCGAGCUCUUCCUGGGUGGCGUCGGACCCGACGGACACAUUGCCUUCAACGAGCCCGGAUCAUCACUGGCCAGCCGCACGCGCGUCAAGACCCUCGCCUACGACACCAUCCUCGCCAACUCGCGCUUCUUCGACAACGACGUGAACCAGGUGCCACGCAUGGCCAUGACCGUGGGUAUCCAGACGAUCAUGGACGCGCGCGAAGUCGUCAUCGUCGCCACGGGUGCACACAAGGCCUUCGCCGUGCAAAAGGGCCUCGAAGACGGCGUGAACCACAUGUGGACUCUGUCCGCGCUGCAACUGCACCCACACCCGCUGGUCGUCUGCGACCGGGACGCCACCCUGGAAUUGAAGGUGAAGACGGUGCGGUACUUCGAGUCCAUUGAGCAGGCGGGCACGGAUGCGCGCACCCAGGGUCCCCCACUGGUCUACCGGCCUCGCACCCAAGAAGACUACCCCCGUAUGGCGCCCACGCCUGACCGCACACCCGUCAAGGUCCCCAAGGACCUGCGCAUCAACACGGAGCUGCACCGGGCCAUGGAAGAAGAUGAGUUGACGCCUGAUAGCAUGUCAUCGCGGAUGGUGGACUCGGCUAUUGGCGGGCUGGAUGGAGCCUUGAAGAAUGAUUUGAUCUUUGAUCGAAUGGGUGCUCGCAUGACGGCUUUGUAA